This is a messenger RNA of Varroa destructor (honeybee mite), 7541 nucleotides long. Its product is annotated as calcineurin subunit B type 2-like. NCBI's taxonomy places the organism in Eukaryota, Metazoa, Arthropoda, Arachnida, Mesostigmata, Varroidae. Gene Ontology annotation, molecular function: calcium ion binding. The record is from RefSeq and is a predicted model, not a curated record.
UCGAAGCCACGCGAUCCUCAUCGCCAUGCCUCAAUUAUUUCCGGGACUGAGCAAAAAGGGUAACGAGGCUUCGCUCCCGAUGGAGAUGUGUUCCACAUUUGACCACGAUGAAAUCAAACGACUAGGUAAACGGUUCCGUAAGCUCGAUCUGGACAAUUCGGGUUCACUGUCGAUCGAUGAAUUUAUGUCCCUACCUGAGCUUCAGCAGAAUCCACUCGUUCAAAGAGUUAUCGACAUAUUUGAUACAGACCGUAACGGGGAAAUCUGCUUCAAGGAGUUCAUCCAGGGAGUGAGUCAGUUCAGCGUGAAGGGCGAUAAGGAGAGCAAGCUUCGAUUCGCUUUCCGAAUUUAUGACAUUGACAACGAUGGGUUCAUUUCAAACGGGGAACUAUUUCAGGUGCUGAAAAUGAUGGUCGGUAACAAUCUAAAGGAGGCGCAGCUGCAGCAAAUUGUCGAUAAAACAAUUCUAUUCGCCGACAAGGACAACGAUGGAAUGAUCUCGUUUGAAGAAUUCUGCCAGAUUGUCGGAAACACGGAUAUCCAUAAGAAGAUGGUAGUGGACGUUUAGGCUUUUCACUGUGAACCGACCUCCUUGCAAUGGCUUCUACAAAUUGGAAGUAAUAAUGAUUAAAGCAAGUAGAAUCCCGGACCUCGAGAUGAUGGGUACUCAAGUCCUCCUGAUUCGGGAUCCUCGUUCUCCUGGAGCAGAAUGAUCUCACCAGUCGCUGUAGAACCGUCGCUGGUUGUCAUCGUUCAAACCUUACCGGAAUAUUGAAGAGCACAGCCUUGCAUUCCGAAGUCUCCAAGACCAGUCGUCUCCAUAGUUUUUGCCAAUGGAUAGUUUGUAUCCUAAAAGGAAAGAAAAGGAGAGCGUCGGAGAAUCGCUUGUAAGAAAAAUGGGACAACUGGUAUUAAACAAAACGAUAUAUCUAGAGGGAAAAUUGUAAGGCACGAAUCCGUGACACUGACCAAGGAAAUUUAGUUGACUAGAAGAAGUGCCUUAUAGCUGAGGUCAAAGAUGGAAUAAAAAAAAAUGUUACUUCCGAAGACUAUGUUUGGGAUCGUAAUGGUCAUGAUGACAAUAAAUGGAUUAUAAAGUAUCAAGAAAAGAGUAAAGGACUAACGAAAAUAUUACCUUUACUACGAAACGAAAUGUAAGUAAUCAUUACUAGAUGGUAAAAAAUCUAGCACAAAAUUCAACUACUCAUGAUAAGUAUACAAAUGGGUCGUUAAAUAAAAGAGGAAAAUAGAACACAUUUAAUCGCGUCAUCGACUAUGACAGGUUUACCUACAGAUGACGGAUUAAUGCAGUAGGAAAACGUGCAAACAAGGAGGACGGCAACCAGCCCAUUGAUGUAAAUAAGAACGACACACUGUUUUUAACCAUCAUGCAACCGACUGGUGAGGUCGAACUUCAGUUCUAUAAAUCAUUUAUCGUUUUCGGGGAUGAAGUUCCUUUUCGGUAGAAAGCAGAGAAAGAAGCGAAUCUACAAAGAGCAAAAGAUCCUACGCAGAAAAGAUGGUACUGCAAACAUACGGUAAACAGAAAAGUAAGCAUUGAAAAAUAGGUCAAAUAAAUCAAUGAUUUUGAAGAAGCGGAUGGGAGGGAAAUGGUUAUUGCGUCGUACGCGAAACUGAACGUCUUUAGCGUCUUCCUGCGGUGUAUUCAAUGGAGAUCAAACGAGAUAGAGGUAAAAGAAAUUUAAACACAAUAUUAUGAUAAUAAUAAUAGUGAUAUUAUUAUUAUUAUUAGUAUACUUUUCUGCACUACCUACACAGAAACAAUGUACUACCACGACUACAUAUACAUGAAUAUAUAUAUAUAUAUAUAUAUACACACCGUAGAUAAAACUAUGUUAAUGCACAGAUUGACUCUCAUCUAAGCACAUAAUAAUAAUAUUGCAGUACACUUUGCCUACAAUGUUUAGUAGGGUACGAAGCAGAAAAACAGAAAAGUGUCCGGUAGAAUACUGAUUAAAAUUAUAAUAUUAACAAUAGAUCAUGGCAUCUGCAAAAUCUCUACCCUACAAUGACGGUAUUACUGAUAUUUUCGACAAUCGUAUCACGAGCAAAUAGCCGAAUGGACGAUCUGUAAACGCAGAAAAAGUAACAGCCGAAAAUAGCAAGCGUUGCCCGACAUUUUUUAUAUUAUAUAUUUGGUACAACAGAAGGAUAACUGUGUGGUCAUAUGCAAAUCUGAUGCGACAAGCCAACCUAGCAUUGACUCAAUGGUUUGAGCCGUUUGAAAAAACCAACCGUCGCUAAUAAUUGCCUGGCCAGUCAGUCGAUGAGUGAGCCAGUUUCAAAGCGCGGUCCGCUUGUGUUUUUACUGAACGGUACUGAUUUUUAUCCGUCUAGACAGCGGCCAAGAGAUUUCAUUAGAAUCGCCACUCACUUAACCUGUGAUGGGGGCCCGUUCAAUACUACCAAUACUGGCUAUCGUCAGCUAGCCAAAAUGAGAAUCGACUCCGCAACCGCUUGGUGUCGUACACAGCGUUAUUUUCGUGUGGCGUGCACGUGUCCAUCACGCUCACGGGCCUUAAUCAUAUUUUCUAGUACACCCGUUAUCGGCAGAGCGCCUAGGCAGACGGAGGUCGCUCUUGGACCUCGAUAGCCUCUAACCGGCAAGCCACCUGCGGUUAGCAUACAUCUUACCGUCUUAGAUUACUCUACAGGAAUAGACCGUACAGUAAGAGCGCCAAAGCCAUAGGACCGCCGCAUUCCUGCGUUCACGCAAAGGUGUCACGGACCUGAAAUCUACGUGGCUGUGAAACAAAUGAAUUGUGUCUUUGCCGCGCAUGUAUCUCUACCCUUUUGUUUGACAGAAGGCUGGUAUGAAAAGGUGCGUCAUAGGGAUCGUUUGCGAACAUUACAUCAUGCUGUAUAGCCAUUAUGCCGUAUAAUACUAUCGUAAACCCUGCCGGGAGAUAAGAGCGAGAUCCGGCAGAACAAGCACAGGAGCACGACCAGCCAUAAGCCACUGACGAAUCGUCCAAAGGUUUUUGUACACUCUUCAGUCGUCUAUAUGGGAUAGCGCGAAGAGAUCUUUGAAUCUUAUUGGACAAGGCUUCGAGAUGCAACAACGUGUACAGUAAAUACGGUACAGUUUGUAAAGUACCAACGAACGCCAGGCUUUGCAUCUGUUCAUGGCAGCAUGUCUUCUGAUAGGAAUGUUUCUAGGCAUUUAAACGUUGUUGGCAAUGGCGUACUAAUCGUUGAUGUACCUUUAGCUGAUUGCGAAGCUGAGUAAAUGAAAGUGUUAAGUGGGCAUUAAUGAGUAUAUCACCGAUAAAAGCUAGUAAGACUACUAUAUAUCGUCGACAGUGUUCUAUGUUUUAUUGAUACAUCAUGCUGUUGAUUGAAGCCUGAAAACUGAUAGCUUGUUUUUGAGUUUCGCAGUUUGUCGAUGGCUAACGAUUUGGUUUGGCUCCUCGUAGCAUAUUCUUGUCUAUAGACGAAAAACACGUACGGUAGAAAACAAAAGAAGCCCCACUCGUCAGCUGGGUGACAAUGUUAACAACUGUUGGUUUCAUUGCUGUCUUAGCGGUUUUGUACUAUUCCUGGCUGGCUGAUUUGAAGCAGAAAUAGAAAGGCAUAGCACAGAUAACAUUUUCGAGUGGGGCUAAAUAUCGAGAGCUCCUCAGAGGGUCAAUGUUCUCGAUGAAAGCUCUUGUUUACGACGAUCGUAAUAGAGCAGACGAAACCACCAACGUGUACGUGCCAUACUGCAAAGAAAACAGCCAUAACAUAAACAACUGUACGCGUCUCUCCGAGACUAAACAAACAAACAAACACAGUAUACUAAUUAUAUAGUAACCUCAUCAUGGUACACGUAAUUCUACAAUGUAUAACGCCUGCGAACCGUGGCUCGUCCGGAAUUUUUCAGAAUACUCCUUUUCUCUCUGGGACUACCCGAAAUAUUUUGAUUGCUGUCUCUUAGCAGGUUGUAAGCAAACACUGUCAAUAGAAUACGACCAUUCUGAUUUACAGAGUGCAAUAAAACUCAAGUACACAACUAUAGAUGAUAUGCAUAGGCGAAACAUUUCUUUAAAGCAAGUAAUCACGGUUUAUCAUCCAUCAGGCUCUUAUAAGAGAGUAUAUAAGAGUAAAUGACCUUACCUGAUGAGUUUACGUUAGCACAGACCCUUUUUUGCUCUUUACGCUGUUGUGUCCGACUUAUGCAAAUCUGUCUAACGGGUCCUGUCAUUUACAUGUUGCAAUAAGGAUCAUUUUGUAGUUAUAUACGACCGCAGCAAAGGUCAAUCAGAAUCUGUGGACAGAAGAUGAAAGUAGCAUCUUGCUAUGGACACAAUAAAUUGUUAUAUGUGAAUUUACUUGCACAUCAGUUAUCGAAAAAAAAAAAACAAAAACACACCUAUAUAUAUAUAUGUUUUUUUUUUGGUUCCAUAUAGUAUGAAUGUGAAUUGUUGAAUGAGUAAUUUUAUAUCUUUGUUAUUUAAUUAUAAUUAGAAUUAUCUUUAAUUUAAGCAAUAGUUGACCUUUCUGCGUUCAGAAUCACUUGCUAGCUCGACAAUAUGAAUGACAGUAUGAGUAGUAAUAAUAAUAUAAAAGAUGUUUGAGGUUUGUUUUCUAUAGGGUGUGUCUUUAUUUGUUUAGUUAAGAAUGUUUUGGGUUUGUGUUUGUUUUCAAAUUACAUAGCUACCUUUUGCACUCUAAUUUAUUGCAAUAUCGAAUAUAUUUUAUUGACACAUCUCAUUAAACGGCAUAUCUGCCAGCGUUUUUGUUUUUUAAAUUUCAGUUCGUAUUUAAUUUUUAAUGAGCAAUGGAAAUAUUUCGAUGGAGAGAUAACGAGAUGAAACAACAGCUUUUACUUACCUCUAUCUAUUAAUUAAAUCUAUUUUAUCUUGUAGAGCGUAACGAAGCCACACAAUGCGGAAGUGUCGUUUCCAUAAAGGGGCACGUAUAGCUAUAACAGAUAACAUUUGGCAUUGCUAUCCAUCUAAAUGGCAGAUAAUGGUCUUUUAUAGUGCUGCGUGGUACGUUUCAGAGCAGUCUAGGGACAUAAAACAACGCACGAAACGCUUCUGCCAUCUGUAUUAGGAAACAACAAUGGACUCGACCGGUAUGAAUACCGUCCAUUGUACCGAAUAGAAACAAGCCAUUAAAAUUUUGCCCUGACGGCUGGUACCAGCGCAUCCCUCUGUUAUUCAGAAAGCAACAGCAUCAUAUGAUCGAUAUGAAAGGAGAGGAAAGUAGCUGAUUAAAAAGGAUCAAUCCUGAAGAGUCAUCAGUAAACGAACGGGAACGCAGUAUGUAAAUGUUGUUACCCCGCUACCGCUAGAACAUGUAAUUAUUUUCGAGUUAAUUCAUCAAGUAAUAGCCUUCCCGAGAGAUGUGAUACUACACAUUAAGAGGGCGAUGACAGGUCGUUACAAGGGAAUCUCUUCGCCGACCUCAAUGCCUCCCUAUAACCACUGCAAACACAAUAUAUGUUUUACAAUUUCAUUAUCUAACAGAAGGAACAGAAAAUUGCUUAACCCAAAGAUAAUAGUAGGGUGAAAUAAUGCUGAUAUAUAGACAAGGGGUACUUGAGUCGGGUCAGGUAGAAAUAGGAUAAUUCGAAAUAGGUUAACGUUUUUUAGACCAUUACUGUGGUUUCUUUAUACGAAUAAGCUUGUUAAACGGUACCGGGUCUGCAUGGAAAGUAUUCGUGUAGCAUUUUUAUCAGCUUGCAGUUACGGCAGUAGAACUGCCAGAGCUGAAUCAGUGGAUGACUGUUGACAAUUGGAAGCAAGCACUCGCCACAAAACUCGAUAUACACGAUAUGAUAAAUAAACGAAUUUACGGACCUGCAUUUACCUGACCGUCUGCAUUAUUUCAGACACUAUCUAAAGUGUAUAUACAUAUAAUCGAGAUGCGCACCAUGAUGCACCCCUGUGACUGUUACUAUUAUUUCCCAAAUACUUGAAAUGCAUUAUGCCUAUUAGUAGUUGGUGUUCUUCUCCGCAGGCUUUUCAAACGAAGAGCGGCACUAAAGUAACGCGCUCAUUCAUAUCCCAUCGUUAGGCCUCUGUCGUAUGUCGCAUUUCAUCGGAGUGCCGUAAAGGUGUUUUGCCAUUUGGGGGCCAUCUAAUGCCGUGGAAUAUAUGCAUAGUGUAAUUUUUUUAGAAGUCUUUGUGUGUGAUGAAAGAUAACAGAGGUCUGUACUCUGAGAUCGUGCUCGAAAGACCAAGUCAGUUGGUUAAAGAUGAGUAUGUUUAGUCGAUCCUUAUGAAGUCGGAGAGGGCAACGAGAUGGGCGCAUAGGAUGACUUGGUCGACAGCCAUACUCAGCACAAAUUAAUUACAAACACAUGAUGAUUCCUUUUAGUAUGUUUCUAUGUCUUUUUAGCAUUUGACUGUGACCGCUUCAGCUCGUAGGUUGAAGAGGCGCAUGCAGUCAGUUUCUCGUGAUGUAAAAAGUGUUUGUUUAGCAUGUCAAAUGCCGCUCCAUUCAGUUGUCAUUAUGGAUGUUGUUGUAGACGUGCAAUACACCCACGUGCAACAGUCGAUCGUGCAAUAUAUAUAUAUAUACAUACUAGGCUACAGGAAAAUACACAGACGAGGUGACGAGAGACCACAAAUGCUAACUAUAAUCAUUAAAAAUGAAAUGUGCUUAGUGACAACAGGAGCGAGGAUAGUAGGAUUCGAAGCUACGAAAAUAUAUUAUUGCAGUUAUUAAUCAGUAUGUGAUAAAAUAUAGUUGUUUCAUGAAAGUUGUAACAACGAUCGUUUUUUUUUUUGUUUAGUUGAACCGUUGCUCUUACGGAAAGUGCAAAGGAUUGGAUGAUGUAUAGAGUAGAAAUAUAUUAUAUUAAGAUUGCAUCAUACAAUACAUUUCCCCUCCAUUCAUCUCUCUACCGACAGUGUGCUAUAUACUGUUGUUCUACACGGUGUUAUGUAAUCUAUUAGCUUCUAGGGUAUGCAGCCGACAAAAUAUGCGCGGUAAUUUCAAACAGGCAUGAAGUAUCUCAUAAAAUGCAACUACUUUUUUGGUCACUUCUAACUUACUUAGGAGCAACGACUGAAUAACCGUUUUCGAGUCUAUUCUUUUCCGACAAUUCACGUUUAACCAUUCGUAUCUGUAACUUGCCUGUAACAAGUUAUCUAACUGUUAUUAAUUGCGCUUAGGAACAGUUUUUGAUCAAAUUGAUUUCAGGAAAAUCAUGUCACGACAUGUGUAAUGUUACCAUUAUUUCCGUACAGAUAAAGAAAGAAUAGCUAAGAUCACAGUUGUAAAAGGAAGAUGAGCAUUGCGCAACUUGAGUUCUAUGAUGUAAAAUAAUGUCAACUCAAAAACCACAAUAACACGACAGUUAACGAACAUCGACCAACUUAUGAAGCUUAUUGACCUUUGUGCAUUAGGACAGAUCACGCCACAAUAUCAACUAACAGGACAAUAUACGUGUGCAUGUACAUACGUCAGUUUGACAGUAUGUACAUUCAAUUCAAUCGGAUUUAGUGAUUCUUUAUCGUUCCGUUGACAAAAACCACUCUAACAGAUAUAUUCCAGCGAAAUAAAAUUUUGCAUUGUGCAGUAGA